AUGGAGGCCGAUGUCGAUGCAAUUGAUAUCGAUGAUGAUGACGAAGAUGCUGGCAUAUUCAGCAUCGCCAAUGACUGCCAAAGUGAGGACGAUUACACCCUCACUGGUGAAGACAACGUUCUUUCAGCAGUGCACACGAAGCGCACUGCUGGUGACAAUGAUGAAUCAGCAGAGGAAUUUCUGCUGACUCGCCAAGCAUUUGUCCGCUUCGUUCAAUAA
Peronospora matthiolae is the source of this 219-nucleotide messenger RNA. NCBI's taxonomy places the organism in Eukaryota, Oomycota, Peronosporomycetes, Peronosporales, Peronosporaceae. The record is from the annotation of a GenBank genome assembly.